Gossypium raimondii (Peruvian cotton) is the source of this 1210-nucleotide messenger RNA. RefSeq lists its product as uncharacterized. Gene Ontology annotation, biological process: mRNA processing. Bases 125 to 1000 code for a protein of 291 amino acids. Gene Ontology annotation, molecular function: RNA binding. The transcript has 8 exons. Gene Ontology annotation, cellular component: cytoplasm; nucleus. The record is from RefSeq and is a predicted model, not a curated record. Lineage: Eukaryota; Viridiplantae; Streptophyta; Magnoliopsida; Malvales; Malvaceae.
AGGGCUUCCAAACUUCGGACUCAUUUCGCGAAUACCCAAAUUUAUUUAAAACCCUAAAAAAUUAAAGGAAUCAUCAAAAACUCUGAAAGCCAAAUUGAAAUUUUAGGGAAAAGGAAACCAUAUAAUGCAAGGAACAGAUGAGCUAAGCAUAGAUGACCUGGCUUCAAGUCUCUCUACGUAUAAGGAACAGCUUCAGCAGGUUAGACAGCUUCUGGCUGAUGAUCCUGGGAACGCUGAAUAUGUGGACAUGGAAAAGGAGCUCGCUGAGGUGAUUGCUCUGACAGAGGAACUGCUUGCAACUGCGAAGCAAAAUGAGAUUUCUGGAUCAGAUAUUGGGACUAGUGUCAGUGCAGCUGCUGCACAAUCGAAGGAAAUGGUGAAAACAUCAGAUUAUGAAGAUAAAUUUCCUGUUGGCACAAAAGUUCAGGCUGUCUGGAGUGAAGAUGGAGAGUGGUAUGAUGCAACUAUUGAGGCUGUUACUCCAAAUGGGUAUUAUGCGUCUUUUGAUGGAUGGGGAAACAAGGAAGAGGUGGAUCCUGCCAAUGUAAGGGCGAUUGAAUACAAUGCUUUGCUAGAAGCUGAGAAGGUUGCUGAAGCUACAAAACAAGCUAUCAAACGGAAGAUUGCUCAAGCUGCUUCUGUUGACUUUCAAUCUCGAAGUUUACCAGCAAAGCUUCGAAUCACUUCUGAUGACCCUGAGGAUGUGAAAGCAGCCAAACGGAAGAAGAUACAUGCUUUCAAGUCAAAGAUGCGACUUGAACAACUUGAAGUGGCACAAAAUAAGCGGCAGAAUGCUUGGCAGCAGUUUCAGACAACCAAAGGCAAGACUAAAAAGGUUGGUUUUUUCUCGGGGCGUAAGCGUGAGAGCAUUUUCAAAUCACCGGAUGAUCCUCAAGGUAAGGUUGGUGUGACAGGGAGUGGAAAGGGCUUGACAGAUUUCCAGAAAAGAGAAAAGCACUUGCAUCUUAAGGGAGGUAAUGUUGAGAUAAGUGAUGACUAGGCAGGUAGAGUUCCUACUAUACUUUUAGUUGCCUUAGCUUUGUUUCGCACUCCAUUCGGUAGUUUGACAAGUUCCCAGUUAGGGGGUGUUGUAAACAUGUACUUCCCAUCAUUCUCUGCGCCAGUAUUUUGUGCUUGCAACUUGUUAAUCAUAAUGUAAUUGCUCUUUUUUUCUUCCCUUUCUAAGAGAGAUCGCAUACUCAUUGUCUCA